This is a messenger RNA of Oryza sativa Japonica Group (Japanese rice), 914 nucleotides long. The record is from RefSeq and is a predicted model, not a curated record. Lineage: Eukaryota; Viridiplantae; Streptophyta; Magnoliopsida; Poales; Poaceae.
UGUCAAGUUUUCACAUGAUUCAGUAAGCAAGCACCAAGUGAACUCGCAAGAUGAACUACACGCAUAGAUGCCUCCACAGCCACAAACUCCCUCUUCUCAUCCUCCUCAUUGCCAUCGUCGUCAUACUCAUACAGCCAUACUCCAUCCAUGCUGCUGCCAACAGCAGCAACACCACCAUCAGAUGCCUGACAUCUCAGUCAUCCGCCCUCCUCCAGCUGAAGAGCUCCUUCCACGACGCGAGCCGCCUCUCGUCCUGGCAACCGGACACCGACUGCUGCCGAUGGGAGGGCGUCACCUGCCGCAUGGCUUCUGGGCAUGUCGUUGUGCUGGACCUCAGUGAUGGUUAUCUUCAGAGCAAUGGGCUGCACCCUGCACUGUUCAACCUCACCUUGCUCACAAACCUCGCCCUCAGUGGCAAUGACUUCAUGGGAGCACAACUCCCAGAUUCUGGGUUUGAGCGGCUUUCGAAACUUGUCAGCCUUGACCUCUCUGCGACCAACUUUGCUGGCCAGAUCCCCAUUGGCAUUGGAAAUCUGAGCAACAUGCUUGCUCUUGACUUGUCUCAUAACCCCAAUUUGUACCUCACGGAGCCAAGUUUUCAGACCUUCAUAGCAAACCUGAGCAAUCUGAGAGAGCUCUACCUUGAUGAGAUGGACCUCUCUAGCAGCGGGGCAACUUGGUCAAGCGAUGUAGCAGCUUCUGCUCCACAGAUUCAGAUACUUAGCUUCAUGUCAUGUGGCUUGUCUGGUUUCAUUGAUCCCUCCUUCUCACGACUCCGUUCACUGACAAUGAUCAACGUCAGACUCAAUGUCAUCAGUGGCAUGGUUCCUGAGUUCUUUGCCAACUUCUCUUUCUUAACAAUUCUGGAGCUAUCUGGCAAUGCUUUUGAGGUUGCCAGAAUUCCUACCUGGUAG